UCCGGGGGCGCCAGGAGGUCCAGGCCGCACUCGUCUGGGACCAUGAAAAUGAUUCUGGUGCGCAGGUUCCGCGUGCUCAUCCUGAUGGCCUUCCUGGCGGCUUGCGCGCUGCACCUCGUGCUGGAUCUGCUGCCCAAGCUGGAGCGGAGCGCCGCGCGGCCCUCGGGGGAGCCCGGCUGCUCCUGCGCGCAGCCCGCGGCGGAGGCGGUGGCCCCCGGAUGGGCCCAGGCGCGCGGACACCCCGGAGGGGAGCUGGCGGCUGCAGCCUCCGCCGCCGGCGACGCGGGCUGGCCCAACAAGCACACGCUGCGCAUCCUGCAGGACUUCAGCUCUGACCCUUCCUCCAACCUCACGUCCCACUCGCUUGAGAAACUGCCCCCCGCAGCCGAACCGGCCGAGGGCGCUCCGCCGGGGCAGGAUCCCGGCGUCCCGCGCCCCCCAGAUCCGGCUCACCGGCCGCUACUCCCGGACUCCGGCCCGCGUGGACCUGUGCCGCCCCCUGGCCUGAGCCGGGACGGCUCCCUCCUAGCCAGGCUGUUCCAGCACCCGCUGUACCAGGUCCCCAUUCCACCUCUAACAGAGGGCGAUGUCCUCUUCAACGUGAACAGUGACAUCAGGUUCAACCCCAAGGCAGCGACGGGAGAGAACCCAGACUGGCCACAUGAAGGUCCUGAGGAUGGAUUCCUGCCCACUGGGGAGGCGGCCGUGGACUCCUAUCCCAACUGGCUCAAAUUCCACAUCGGCAUCAACCGAUAUGAGUUGUACUCUCGACACAACCCAGCAGUGGAGGCCCUGCUCCGUGACCUGGGCACCCAGAAGAUCACCAGUGUGGCCAUGAAGUCGGGCGGCACACAGCUCAAGCUCAUCAUGACUUUCCAGAACUACGGGCAGGCGCUGUUCAAACCCAUGAAGCAAACAAGGGAGCAGGAGACACCUCCCGACUUCUUCUACUUUUCUGACUACGAGAGGCACAAUGCGGAGAUCGCUGCCUUCCACCUGGACAGGAUCCUGGAUUUCCGCCGGGUCCCUCCCGUGGCCGGCAGGCUGGUCAACAUGACCAAGGAGAUCCGAGACAUCACGAGGGACAAGAAGCUGUGGAGAACCUUCUUCAUCUCCCCAGCCAACAACAUCUGCUUCUAUGGGGAGUGCUCGUAUUACUGCUCUACGGAGCACGCCCUGUGCGGGAAGCCGGACCAGAUCGAGGGCUCGCUGGCCGCCUUCCUGCCCGACCUGUCCCUGGCCAAGAGGAAGACCUGGCGGAACCCCUGGCGACGCUCAUACCACAAGCGCAAGAAGGCAGAGUGGGAAGUGGACCCUGACUACUGCGAGGAGGUGAAACAGACACCUCCCUACGACAGCAGCCACCGCAUCUUGGAUGUCAUGGACAUGACCAUCUUCGACUUCCUCAUGGGAAACAUGGACCGCCAUCACUACGAGACCUUCGAGAAGUUCGGGAAUGAGACAUUUAUCAUCCACUUGGACAACGGGAGAGGGUUUGGGAAGCACUCUCACGACGAGCUGUCCAUCCUGGUGCCUCUACAGCAGUGCUGCAGGAUCCGGAGGUCCACGUACCUGCGGCUGCAGCUCCUGGCCAAGGAGGAGCACCGGCUGAGCCUGCUGAUGGCCGAGUCCCUGCGCGCGGACCGCGUAGCCCCCGUGCUGUUCCAGCCGCACCUGGAGGCGCUGGACCGGCGGCUGCGCAUCGUGCUACGGGCGGUCAGGGACUGCGUGGAGAAGGACGGGCUGCACAGCGUCAUGGAGGACGACCUGGGCCCCGAGCACAGAGCCGCAGCCGGAAGGUAGUGAACGCGGGCCGCAGCCAGGCCAGCCGCCCGGGACGUGAGCCUGCGUGGGCAGACGGCUGCCGGGACACGUGCCUCACUUCAGACCCGAUCUGCCAGGGGCGCACGCAGACAGAGGCAGCCUGGUGGCGGGCCAGCACCCUUUUGUACGGAAAGGAAGCCUUUACUUACGAUUUUGUAUUUAUACCUGGUGUAAAUGUACAUACAUAGAGAUGUUAUCUGUACAGACCCUGACCACCCCACAGGUCACACAUGGGGGCCACCUGGCCAGUCUAGAUGGUCCUGAGAAGGGCUCCCACUCUGGACUGAGCUCGCAGUAGAAACUCUCCUCCCUUCCCGGGGCUACGGGAGGCUCCCGAGGCCCUCACAGACUCGCGUCAAGGGAUGAACACCGCGUGGGUUUCGAAGUGAAGGACCAGCCGUCCCCCAGCUGCCGCGCUGACCUCACGGCACUGUCUGGAGCCGGUGCACAUGUGACCGGUCAUGAGGCUGGAUACCUUCAAGGCAUUUUCGUGGAAUAGUUUGCAAUGUGGUAAAAGUGCAAUAAAGAUUCAGCAAGUAUGAGCUAGGGCCUCA
This is a messenger RNA of Odocoileus virginianus texanus, 2378 nucleotides long. It is a transcript of the gene FAM20C, whose product is annotated as FAM20C golgi associated secretory pathway kinase. The record is from RefSeq and is a predicted model, not a curated record. Lineage: Eukaryota; Metazoa; Chordata; Mammalia; Artiodactyla; Cervidae. Gene Ontology annotation, cellular component: Golgi apparatus. Gene Ontology annotation, molecular function: protein serine/threonine kinase activity. Gene Ontology annotation, biological process: enamel mineralization; protein phosphorylation.